Molecule: messenger RNA, 3776 nt
Organism: Myripristis murdjan (pinecone soldierfish)
Lineage: Eukaryota; Metazoa; Chordata; Actinopteri; Holocentriformes; Holocentridae
Gene: mybpc3
Product: myosin binding protein C3
Exons: 30
Coding region: 1-3756 (1251 amino acids)
Biological process (GO): sarcomere organization; ventricular cardiac muscle tissue morphogenesis
Cellular component (GO): M band
Molecular function (GO): myosin heavy chain binding
Source: RefSeq, a predicted model, not a curated record
AUGCCAGAGCCAGCUAAAAAAGCAGUUUCAGCAUUUGCCAAGAAGCCGAAAACCCGGGAGGCAGAGGAGGGGUCCUCUGUGGUCUUUGAAGCAGAGACAGAGAAGCCCGAUGCUAAAGUAAAAUGGCAGUGCAACACGAAGGAUAUUGUCAGUGGCAACAAGUACGAGGUCACAGCCCAAGGAAACAAACACUCCCUCACCAUAAAAGCCGUCACCAUGGAGGAUGCCAAUGUGUAUGCGGUGAUUGCUGGCGGGUCAAAGGUCAAGUUUGAGCUGAAGGUCAUAGCAAAGCAAGCACCCCCGAAAGUGGCAGUGAAAGACACACCAGCUCCAGCUGAGGCCCCUGCUGAGGGAACAGGGGAGCCAGCUGUACCCAAGGAGCAGGACCCCGCCCCGCCUGCAGCGGAGCCCACACCCCCAGCAGAGGAGACCGCUGCCCCAGCGCAGACUGCUCCUCCAGCUGAGGAUGGACAGCUUCCAGACACCAGACAGGACCUCACUGGCCUCUUCACAGAGAAACCCCAAAGUGGAGAAGUCACAGUGGGUGAAAACAUCACAUUUGUUGCUAAAGUGAAUUCUGCAACAUUGCUAAAGAAACCCACCAUCAAAUGGUUCAAAGGGAAGUGGAUGGACCUAGCUAGCAAGUCUGGAAAACACCUGCAGCUAAAGGAACUCUAUGACCGCAACAGUAAAGUCUACACCUUUGAGAUGCAUAUCAUCGCUGCUAAGGCUAACUUUGCUGGAGCUUACAGGUGUGAGGUUUCAUCUCGGGACAAGUUUGACAGCUGUAAUUUUGACUUGGCGGUACAUGAGGCUUGUGCUGUUGAAGGUUUCGACAUAAGGACAGCUUUUAGGCGCACUAGCACAGAUGGAAAUGAGGACUCAGGAGAACUGGACUUCAGCACCUUGUUAAAGAAGAGAGCCACGCAGGCGAAUGCAGGACCUGAGGUGGAUGUGUGGGAUAUUCUCCAGAAAGCUCCUGCUUCAGAAUAUGAGAAGAUUGCUUUCCAGUAUGGCAUUACAGAUCUGCGAGGCAUGCUCAAGAGACUGAAGAAGAUGAAGAAAGAGGAGAAGAAAAGUGAAGCUUUCCUCAAAAAGCUGGAUCCUGCCUACCAAGUGGAGAAGGGGCAUAAAAUUAAACUGGCUAUUGAGGUGGCCAAUCCAGAUGCUGAGGUGAAAUGGCUGAAGAACGGACAGGAAAUUCAGCCGACUGGAAGCAAGUACAUCUUUGAGAGCGUUGGAAACAUGCGCUACCUCACCAUCAAUCACUGCUCCUUGGCAGAUGAUGCAGCAUACAGCUGUGUAGUGGGAGAUGAGAAGUGCACUACUGAACUCUUUGUUAAAGAACCUCCUGUCCAGAUCCUGAAGAACCUAGAGGAUCAAAUGGUCAUGAAGGGUGAGCGAGUGGAGUUUGAGUGUGAGGUGUCCGAGGAAGGAGCCCAUGUGAAAUGGGAGAAAGAUGGAGUGGAGCUGGCAAGAGAUGAAUCCUUCAAGUAUCGCUUCAAGAAGGAUGGCUGCAAACAUGUAUUGAUAAUUAAUGAGGCCACAAAAGAAGACUGUGGCAACUACAAGAUUAAAACAAAUGGCGGCGAGUCUGUGGCUGAGCUCAUGGUGCAGGAGAAGGAACUUGAGGUCUACCAGAGCAUUGCCGACCUCACAGUAAAGGCAAAAGAUCAGGCGGUCUUCAAGUGUGAGGUGUCAGAUGAGAAUGUGAAAGGCACCUGGUUCAAGAACGGAGUUGAAGUGAAGCCUGAUGCCAGAACCCAAAUCACGCAUAUUGGCAGGAUCCACAAGCUGACCAUCGACGAUGUAAAGCCUGAGGAUGAGGGAGACUACACUUUUGUACCAGACGGCUAUGCUUUCAACCUCUCUGCCAAACUCAAUUUCAUGGAGGUGAAGAUUGAUUUUGUGCCACGCCAAGAUCCUCCUAAGAUCCAUCUGGACUGUAUGGGUCGCACCGCUGACUCCACUAUUGUGGUGGUGGCUGGCAACAAACUGCGUCUGGAUGUCCCUAUCACUGGAGACCCGGCCCCCACAGUGGUCUGGACCAAAGGAGAGAAGAUGGUCACAGAGGGCGACGGCAGGGUCCACGUGGAGAGUACCAAAGGCCACUGUAUCUUCACCAUUGAGGGGGCUGAGAGACAGGAUGAGGGAAUCUAUUCUGUUGUGGUUCGCAAUCCUGCUGGAGAAGAUACUGCCGACAUCAAUGUGAAGGUUGUUGAUGUUCCAGAUCCUCCGCAGGCUCCCAGGAUCAUCAGUGUCGGAGAAGAUUCCUGUGUGGUCCAGUGGGAUCCCCCUCUGUUUGAUGGUGGACAGCCAGUUAUUGGCUAUGUGCUGGAGAGGAAGAAGAAGAAGAGCUUCAGGUGGAUGAGGCUGAACUUUGACCCUUACCCUAACACGACCUAUGAAGCCAGGCGGAUGAUCGAGGGGGUGGCAUAUGAGAUGCGAGUCUAUGCUGUCAACUCCAUCGGCAUGUCUCGUCACAGUCCUGCCUCGCAACCUUUUGUGCCAGUUGCCCCAACAAGCGAGCCCAUUGGACUGUGUGUCGAUGACAUCAGUGACACCUCCAUCUCUCUGAAGUGGAGGGCCCCUGAGAGGCUGGGCUCCUCUGAACUUGACGGAUAUGGAGUUGAAUACUGCAAGGAAGGCUCGGAUGAAUGGAUUCCCGCCUUUGAGGGUUUGACAGAGAGGACGUCUGUGAUCAUCAAAGACCUCACCACUGGAGACAAGCUGCAGUUCCGUGUGCGGGCCUACAACAUGGCGGGGCCAAGCGCCCCCGCCACCUUGCCACAGGCCAUCACCAUCAGGGAGAUUAUGCAGCGUCCUAAAAUUUGGGUUCCCAGAAACCUCCGUCAGACUCUGAUCAAGAAAGUCGGAGAGACUAUCAACCUUGUGAUACCAUUCCAGGGUAAACCCAGACCGCAGGUCACCUGGACUAAAGACGGGGAGCCUCUGAACCCCACCAUGGUCAGCGUGAGGAACAGCGACACAGACACCAUCCUGUUCAUCCGCAAGUCCGACAGAAAACACUCUGGGAAGUAUGAGCUCCAUGUGCAGAUAGAGAACGUGGCGGACACAGCCAGCGUGACAAUCCAGAUUGUUGAUCUCCCUGGGCCCCCUGAGGCCCUGAAGAUCAUGGACAUCUGGGGCUUCAAUGUGGCACUGGAGUGGAAGCCCCCCAAGGACAGCGGCAACUGUGAGAUCACAGGUUACACCAUUCAGAAAGCCGACAAGAAGACCAUGGAGUGGUUCACGGUCUAUGAGCUGUACAGGAGGACCAACUGCGUGGUGUCUGAUCUCAUUAUGGGGAAUGAGUACUUCUUCCGUGUCUUUGCCACCAACCUGGUGGGCCUGAGCCAGGACCCCUGCAACACAAAAGACAGCGCAUUCAUCCAGAAAACAGGUAUGGCAUACAAGCCACCCAGCUACAAGGAGCACGACUUCUCAGAGGCCCCCAAGUUCACACACCCUUUGGUGAACCGGUCAAUCAUAGCAGGAUACAAUGCCACCCUCAGCUGCUCAGUCAGGGGCAUACCAAAGCCUAAAGUGACGUGGUACAAAAACAAGAUGGACAUCUCAAAUGAAGCCAAGUACCGCAUGUUCAGUAAGCAAGGAGUCCUGACCCUGGAGAUUCGUAAGCCCUGUCCCUUUGACGGAGGAGUGUACAUGUGCAAAGCCGUCAACGCCAGUGGGGAAGACAUCGUGGAGUGCAAACUGGAGGUUCGCCCUCAAAUCAUUAAAGAGGAGAAGAAGUAAAAGGUCAAAGAUGCUGAGAA